Molecule: messenger RNA, 452 nt
Organism: Drosophila sechellia
Lineage: Eukaryota; Metazoa; Arthropoda; Insecta; Diptera; Drosophilidae
Exons: 1
Coding region: 62-241 (59 amino acids)
Source: RefSeq, a predicted model, not a curated record
UCAAAGCUGAUAUGGUUGAACAGUAUCACUUUGCUAAUCGCAACAAACAGAACGCAUUGAAAUGGAUUCGCGAACCUUCGUUUUACUCUUGCUAAUUGGCUGCCUUAUUGUGGGAUGCUGCAUGGCUGCUCCUCAAGGAUGUGGCAGUGGAUUUUAUAGCAAAAAUGGAAACCUGGUGAUCGACGUAAAUAAUAUUCAAAGCCACCUCGACUGUGUAAAUCGGCAGCAUCAACGUGGAUAACACAACCUAAUAUGAAAACUAGUUUUAUAUAUUAUAUUAUAUUAUAUAUAAUAUGUACAACGUAUUCAAAUUGGAAUUUCUGUGACAGUCGAUAAACAACUGCUAAUGCAGGUGGAAUGUUGAACAAACGCGAUAAUUUUUAAAAGAAUUUUGCAUGCAUACAUAUGUUAUUAUUAUAUCCCGCAAUAAAAAUCAAAAUAUACAAUUUAAA